AAAAGUAUGAAAAGUCUUAUUGUGACAAACAAAAGUUCAAAGUGUCCCAUUUUUCCAAUUCUACCUUAAGAGAAACCGUAAACACACAUGUCUCAAAAUAAAUCCCCAAAAUAAAAGCUUUGGUCGAAAAUCGAGUUGGGAGAGGAGGAGAAUGACGACGACAGAGGAGAACGUUUCGGAGGAGGAGUAUGUUUCGGCGGAGGAGUACGCAAGAGUGCGUGACGAUUACUGGCGUGUUGUGCAAGAAUCUGAAGGUUUUGAUCUCGAGGAUGUUUCAAUUCCAUCAUAUAUGUGUGGAACACCAAUUCUUGUAAUGAGGACUUUCCAAGGCCAUAAUGAUCGUUAUCCUUACGUUGAUUUGGUGAAGGGUUAUUGUAUGGCGGGACUGCAGCGUUAUAAUAUUAUCCAGGGGACAAACUACCAGCUGUCUUCCCUAAUCAAAUUCAACAUGACUAUUAACGCUUUGAGCUCGUACUACCUGACCCUGUUAGCACAAGAUCCAGAUGUUUGCUCAGCUGUUAAGACCUUUCAAGUUCGCAUUGAUGAAAAAUCCUAUGGGCGUUUGGACUUCACUUGUUCUGUUUCUAGAAUCAAAGAAGAAGCUAAAGGUGAAGGUGAAUCAGCCAAAGAGCCAUUCGUACCACACUAUCAUGGUGGUCCAGAGGCCACCGUUCCUUUCGUUGGUGAAUUGCCUCGCUGGCCAUCCGAGGUUGAUUUGAGUGAUGGAAAACGAUUUUACAUGGUGAAACGAUCAGAGUUGGAAGCCAAUUAUUGGAUUUUGACGUAUUUGGUACUUGUCAUUUACUCACAUGAUAAGCUUAUCGUAACGAGGGACCGUCACUAUCAGUCCAAGUUAGAGAUUAUUAAUGUGGUCAUAGAAACUAGUGCUGAUGAUUCGGUCCCGUCAAAAGAGAGACUCAAGGCCAAAAGUGCACAGGUUUACAUAACCUUCAAGGGCUUGGCUGAGCCUCAAGCUCCUCGACAGAGUUUUGAAGUUGGUCUACAUGUUGAGCGGAGAGCUAUAGUUAGAAGAGUCAUCUGUGAGAGCACAGGAGCGAUGAGCCUCUUGGGUAAGCUUUGUGAUGGUAAAUUUACUGGAAAGCAUCGUUCUGUGACAAGCAGGGGUGGAGAAGAAGCCCAGAGUUCUAAAAAAGCUCGGACUCGCCGUCGUUCUUAGACCAUGACAGGUCCAUUUAACAAUGUGGAUCAGAUUAACAAACUGAGUUAUGUUUUUGCGUCUGGUGGAUUUGUGUUUUUUUUUCCUGUGAAAUUGGCAAUAUCUAGU
This is a messenger RNA of Raphanus sativus (radish), 1285 nucleotides long. RefSeq names its product UPF0725 protein At1g23970-like. Lineage: Eukaryota; Viridiplantae; Streptophyta; Magnoliopsida; Brassicales; Brassicaceae. The record is from RefSeq and is a predicted model, not a curated record. The transcript has 5 exons. The coding region runs from base 152 to 1177 and encodes 341 amino acids.